This is a messenger RNA of Babesia bovis T2Bo, 582 nucleotides long. The record is from the annotation of a RefSeq genome assembly. NCBI's taxonomy places the organism in Eukaryota, Apicomplexa, Aconoidasida, Piroplasmida, Babesiidae.
AUGAUUAUUAAAUAUUUUAAAAGUUAUAAAAAUAAACAUUUUAAUUCUGUUAAAUUUACUUACAUUAUAGAUAAAUAUACAAAAAACAUUAACAUGUCUUUUAUGUGUAUUAAAACUAAAAAAAAUUCAAAUAUAUUAGCACUUAAUAAUACAAUUUUUAAAAAUUUUACUGUUAAUCCUAUUUUUAUUUACAAAAAUAAAUAUAAAUUUUUUAUGUUUGUUAAAUCAUUUGUAUCUAAAUUUUAUUCUGCCAUAAAUUCAUUAUUUGACCUUAACGUUAUAAAUAUACAAAUUUUAAGUAUAUUUUAUAAAGUUGUAAUUAUACAUAAUAAACUUAUAAUUAAAAUAAAUAAUUUUAUAAACAUUAUAAUUUACAUAACAGAUAUAGAACAGGUUAAAGUAAGUAUACAAUAUACAACUCCUACAUUAGUUUCUAUUUCUUCUUAUAAUAAAUCUUUUAUAAAUAGUUUAAGUAGCGUUAUAGUUAAUUGUAAGAAGUUCAAUGUUUACACUAAUAAAGGUAUUAAAUAUUUAGAUCAAAAUAUAAAAUUGAAAAAAAUUAUAAAACUAAGAAAAAGAUAA